This is a messenger RNA of Vicia faba (fava bean), 1515 nucleotides long. The record is from the annotation of a GenBank genome assembly. Lineage: Eukaryota; Viridiplantae; Streptophyta; Magnoliopsida; Fabales; Fabaceae.
AUGAUCAAAAAGGUCAAAAUGGAAAGCCUUGGUAAUAGGGUUAAGUACUUGCACUGCUCUCAUGAUUCCGAAGCAAGUUCGAGAAAUCAAGCUUCGCGUAACAGCGACUCCACUCGUUUAUCGCUUACUCACUUCCUCGAUCGCAAACUGCAUAACUCUUCAACAGUCCCUCAAACCGUUCCGGGGAAAUUGACGCCUUUUCAAUCACCGGCCAGUGAGCAAGAUGGAAGCGUCAAACUAACUGAAGAAGAGAGAAAGUCUGCAACUGCUGAUGAGAAGUUGAUUUUGGGAAUGUUCAAGCAAGAGGGCAAAUGUGACUUUGUUCCUCCGUUAGAUCUUGAUGAGUUAGGAAAUUCUGUGGCAGGUGAUGGUCAAGGAGCUAGGAAAAGGAAAAAUCCAUUUGAAGUCUAUUUUACUUGGAAUGGUCAUGAAAAAAGAUUUUAUACUGACAACCAUUUUAACUCCAUUUUGGAAGAUCAAGUAGGCACCAUGUCUCUGAUUUCAUACUAUGUAUGCCGUUCAUUGUCAUAUGCUUCUUUAGGAAACUUCAAUCGGAAGUUUAUCUUGCCGGUUGAAGCACGAGAUUGGAUUGAGACCACUUUUAGAGAGGCAUGGAGAAGAUAUAAGCACAAAAUUAAGAAGAAUCAUUUUUUGAAGUAUUCCAACAUGACCGAGAGACUCAAAAAUCAUCCGCCAAACGUGCCAAUAGCGCAGUUUAAGAGUCUUUGUGCUUAUUGGAGUAAGGAAACUAUACAAGCAAUCAGUGAAAAUAACACUAGAAAUAGAGCUCAACUAAAGUGGAUGCAUCAAAUGGGUCCCAAAAACUUUGCUUUGACUCGUGAAAAAGUGCGUGAAAAGAAAAAAAGAGAGCCCACUCAAUCAGAAAUGUUUGUUGAAACUCGAAAAGGAAAUAAAGGAAAGGAACUGGAUGUAGAAACUGGAAAAGUAAUUUCCCAACUUCAAGAAAUGAGAAAGGCAGAGAUUAAUGCUUUGAAACAAGCCCACAGUGAAGAGGUCUCUACAUUAAGGGACGAGUUUCAAGAUAAGAUUGAUAGAUUGCAAAAUGCUUUUAAGACCGUAAUGCAACAAUGUAAUCCUCAAAUUAAUAUAGAGUCAAUUAAAGAUUUGUUAGGAUUAUCUCAUGGAGAUCCUAAUAGUUCCCCAAAGGAUAUAAGACCGCAAAUGCAUUCAUCUACAUCAACUCAUGCUCCAUGUCAUGGAAAGCAAUGUAUCAAUGAAGAUGUUGAAAAGGACGAUAUAAAUGAUGAAAUUCAAGAGGACGACAUAAAUGAUAAAAUUCAAGAGGACGACCUAAAUGACAAAAUUCAAGAGGACGACGUAGAUGACGAAUUUCAAGAGGACAACAUAGAUCUAGAUGAUGAAUUUCAAGAGGAGGAUAUAGAUGGUGAAUUUCAAGAGGACGACGUAGAUGAAGAAUUUAUGGAGGAUGACAUAUCUAACGAAUUUCAAGAGGACGAUCUGGAUGCUUUACUCCUAGAAGACAAACUUGAAUGA